This is a messenger RNA of Copidosoma floridanum, 1803 nucleotides long. RefSeq names its product Radial spoke head protein 4a (gene Rsph4a). Lineage: Eukaryota; Metazoa; Arthropoda; Insecta; Hymenoptera; Encyrtidae. Gene Ontology annotation, biological process: axoneme assembly; cilium assembly; cilium movement involved in cell motility. Gene Ontology annotation, cellular component: radial spoke; axoneme. The record is from RefSeq and is a predicted model, not a curated record.
AUGGCACAGUCGUACGACGCGAACGAGGUCCCGGCCGAGGAGACCCCCUGCGUGAACCGCGAGAUCGACAACGCCAAGCUCUACCUGCGAAAGUUCUGCCCCGAAGCUGGGGACACGCUGUACGACCACCUGAGCGAGGUGCUGGGCAAAAUACUAGUGGACCGGCCGAGGAACCCCUUCGCGUCGUUCGACCAGUACAGCAGGAAAUUGCGGGAGGACAAGUUCCGGGCGAAGGACGACCAUUUGCUCGACCUGUACGUGCCCCCGGCUCGGAUCGAGGAGGCCAGGGUGCUCGUCAACGUGUUCAAGGUGAAAAUUUGCAUCUGCCGUAUCAAGGAAACCUUGGCCCUUAAUGAGGACGACUCGGGAGCAGAGGAGGAGGAGUACUCUGAAGGGGCGAGGUGCGCGUCCCCCAACUUGCUCGAGUUGUUUUACCAUUUCGAGCUGGUCGGCAUUGGGCUGCCGCGAGUGGAGGUGGUGCUCUUGAAUUUGAGCCUCCGGACGUUGAUCGCCAACACGAGGAUCGAGGACGCGCGAUUCUGGGGCAAGAUACUCGGCAGAUCGAGGAACUAUUACGUGGUGGAGGCGAGUUUGCCGAGCGACGAAGUAGAGCGCAGGCUACGGCUGCGCGAGGAGGAAGAGCAGAGGACGGGAGGGGACGUGGAAAGAUCGGAGGCUUCCGACUCGCUGCUGGAGGCCAAGUUAUCGGACGAGGGAGUGGAGAAGGCGUGCACCGAGGACAGCGAGACUCUGAAACUCGAGUUGCCUCCCGUGCCGGUGAACACGUGGAGCCCACCGCCAAAAGUGUCCCCGGAAAAACUUGGCACCGGCCUCAACGCCAAGGUAUACUUUGUGUGCAACGCCCCGGGGCUGGAUGACUGGGUGGAAUUACCCCAAGUUUUGCCCGAGCAGAUUGUGCUCGCUCGGCAAAUCGUCCACGCGUUCACCGGGGAAUUGGAAGCAGACAUUCAUACGUUUCCGCCGUUUCCCGGAUGCGAGAAGAAUUAUCUACGUGCCCAGAUAGCGCGCAUCGGCGCUGCCACGCAAGUCUCUCCGAUUGGCUACUACGCUCCGGCCGACGAGGAAGGAGAGGAGGAAGACGGUCGCGAGGAGGACGACGACGAGGAGGAAGAGGCGACCGAGGGCAGCCCCCUCGAGCCCAAUCGUCGCUACCAACCCCUGCCCGCCAAAGAGCUGAUCGAGCCGUCCAACUGGUGUCAUCACGCCCGUCCCAUACUGGAGCAGGGCCGAGAAGUGUGGCUCGAGCCCGGGAAGACGGACGACGCGAGCGACAGGGGCGUGGAGGAGGGCGAGGAGGAGGAGGAGGAGGAGGAGGCCGAGUUCGAGGAGGAGAGCGAGGCUUUGGGGCAGGAGGGGCUCGUGGGGGAGGUCGGGCCGGCUCUGCUGAGGCCGCUGUCGGAGGACGCGGAGUUCACGGCGACACCGGCCUGGUGCGGGCGGCUCUCCUCGGCCGCUGUCCAUCCGGACGCUGCGGCCGCUCUCCUACGCUCCAACGUCUGGCCCGGGGCGUUUGCCUUUGCCGCUGACAAGAAAUUCGGCAACGUGUACAUCGGCUGGGGCCACAAGCGCAGCGCUUACAACUACAGUCCCCCGGUGAUGCCGGAAGUGGAGGAGCAGUACGUGCCGAUCGGCUGUGAGCUCGUCGAGGCCCGGGAUCCGAGUUUCGAGGAGGAAGAGGCUUAUCGCAUCGCCCACUUGCCUCGCGAGGAUGAUGACGCUGAAGAGGAGGAUGAGGUGGAGACCGAAGAGGAGGACGGGGACACCGAGGAGGAGCAACUUUAA